AUGCCACCGCUCCUGGUCGGGACUAAGAUGCAUUCGGGACUUCCUAAACCCAAACCGGUCCACAGCGCUUUGCCGAUCCCUCAAAAACCCGCCAGACCCUCUGCCUUACCGCUGAACACCAAAACUGCACCUGCGAGAAGCAACAAGGCUCAAAAGACUACAGCUACGGCAGACGCAAAGGCUCAAAAAGCAGCUCAAGCAAAACCCAUAAGCGUGCAGGAAACUGGGGGAGACCAGCCCGAGUCGAGGCCAGAUCCAGGAUUUGGGAUUGAACUGGAGGAAACCACGUCCGAGGAGAGCGAAGAGAAUGGAGGCCGUCUGCAGAUCUACACGGACUGGGCCAACCAUUACCUGUCCAAGUCAGGACACAGACACAGGAUCCGAGACCUACAGACGGAUGUGAGCGAUGGCGUGCUGCUGGCUCACAUUAUACAAGUCGUCGCCAAUGAAAAGAUCGGGGACAUCCAUGGAAGCCCGCGCAGCCGCUCGCAGAUGACAGAGGAGCAGGAGGUGACUGAGAUUGAGAACAUUGACGUGUGCUUGAGUUUCCUCGCUGCCAAAGGAGUCAACAUUCAGGGGCUGUCCUCAGAAGAGAUCGGUAAUGGAAAUCUGAAGGCAAUCUUGGGACUGUUCUUCAGCCUGUCGCGGUUCAAACAGCAGCAGCAGAGGCCUCACCCUCCCCUCAGCCACCACAGCAGUGCACCUCCACACCUGUGCUCUCCGCAUGGGACGCCCCCUGGUGGACACAAGCACACUGCACUCUCAGACAUGCAGUCCAGCGAAGCGUCUCAAUCUAAACUGCUCCAGUUUUCCCUGGGCUCCAAAAAAACCCGACUCCCUGCUCCUACAUCUCGAGUCACAGCUGUCGACUCGUCUUGCCGGAUCAGCUCCAACGCAAACCGCCGGAGCCAAGCAUUGGACAGCAAGACAAAAGCACCAGCCUCAAGAGAUUCUUCAGAAACCAUGACGGAGAACUCGUCUGUCACGACCAGCGCCCAAUCAACUACCUCCUCCUCUGCUCUUUCCCCGCCUCCUUCCUCGUCCAACAACAACACUGCGAUCCCACAGCCCAACGCCAGCAGCAGCAAGCCCUGGAGGAGCAAGUCUUCUAACAAGAAUGUCACCUCCAAAACUCUGUCAGACUCUGGUGCAAAAAACCUCACAGCUGAUGCCCCUCCGAAACUCGCAUCCCAGAAGUCCAUGCUGGAAAAACUAAAAUUAUUCAACAGCAAAAGUUUGUCAAAAAACAAUCAAGAGACAUCUGUGAAACCUGCGGAACACUCUACAAAUACCGAACAAUUAGAGGUUGACAAUGGGAAUGUGCGACCGGCUGCGAGCGGAGCCAAUCCCGCAUCGGCAAGCAGUCCCAAAAUGGCGCUAAAAGGAAUUGCACAAAGGACGUUCAGCCGCGCUCUAACGGCUAAAAAAAAUUCUGUCAAAGUUCCAGAAAAAGAGAAAACUAAAGUGAAAGAAUCAACAAAAAGAGUUCCCACUCCUGAUGUGAAAGUAGACGAGGCCAAAGAUGAGAUGCUGGACGCAGACAGCAACAAGCGCACUUCCAAAAUCGCGAGUUUUAUUCCAAAAGGCGGGAAAGUGGCGAAAAAGGAAGUGCAGAGCGGCAUUCCGAAGCCAGGAGCCAAGAGCCUGACUGGGAAAGGGUCAAAAGAAGCGGCGGAGCGUCCAAAAAGCACGCGUUUGGGAGCAAAUGCCCCGUUCAAAUGUGCCCAGGAGCGAGACGGCGGCAUGGAGGGUCAGGGAGCAGGAAACGGCGCCCUCUGUGCCGCCGGAGCUGGUACUACACAAAGCACUGCGUCCAAUACUGUGAGUGUGCAGCUGCCACAGAACCAGCAGCUGCACAGUCAUCCCAACAUGGCCACCGUCGCCCCCUUCAUGUACAGAUCUCAGGAAGCCGAGGUGAACAGUGACGGAGUCGACCCCAAACCUGCGGAGGAUCCGACAGGAGAGGACCCAGAGACCAGGCGUUUGCGGACAGUCAAAAACAUUGCUGACCUGAGACAGAACCUGGAGGAGACCAUGUCCAGCCUCAGAGGGACACAGCUCACUCACAGCUCCCUGGAGUCCUCCUCCUUUGAAGCCUCUGACUCUGCCGGGGGUCGUAGCCUGUUGUCCCGCCCACACCUGUCGUCGUCAUGGAGACUGGGCUCUGCUGUGCCCCGCCUCCAGGCAGGUGACGCGCCCUCUUUGGCAAAUGGCUGCCGAGGUGCAGGGCCUGGGCGGUAUCAGUACUCUGCGCACCUCCGACGUCAGCUGACAGGAAGGGGCGGGGCCGGAGAGGGUUCUGAGCCAAUUGGAGACGAGGAAGAGCUGGGGGGUGUUGCCAUGGAGAUGACCGGGUACAUGAGCGAUGGAGAUGUUCUGAGCAAGACCCUGGCACGCAAUGAUGAUGUCACCAGCGGUUACUUGACGGACGGAGGAGUUGGCCUGUACACACGACGUCUCCACCGUCUCCAUGACCUAUCCAACAUGUCCUCCGUGAGAGAGAGCCUGCAGCGCACAGCAUCGACUGGACAAGCCGAGGCCGACAGCUGGGACGACAGCAGCUCCGUGAGCAGCGGCGUCAGUGACAACAUCGACACAGACGACAUCAACACCAGUUCAUCCAUCUCCUCCUACGCCAACACACCAGCAACACACCGCAAACAGCCGGUGACUGACGCAGAAAAGCGGGAGGCCUCUGGUCACUGGGGCUCAGAUCCUGCAGAAGAACUGGUCCAGAGCUCCAGAGGGUCAGGGAGAAGGAGCCAGAGCACGGCCCAGACUGGAGCUCAGAGCGUGGGUCACACCGGGUCCUGGAGGAGGGGCAUGAGUGCGCAGGUCGGAGUCACUUCCCCCAGAACUAAAACCAGCAACAGCACCAGCAAAGGACAGCAUACAGUGAAAACAGACGAUGUGAAAGUGUCGGAGAAGGGUCGAGUGUCUCCGGUGUCUGACGCUGCAGACGAACUGAAAAAGUCUCUGUUGUGUACAAACCGUGGCUCCACAAACCUGCUGAUGCCGACCGCACUCCCAGAGCCCUGUGCCCGCACGCCAACCUCAGCCUCCUCUUUUGGGUACAAGAAGUCCGGAACCCUGGUGACGGCGAGCGGAGCCACCAUCACCAGCGGGUCUGCCACACUGGGGAAACUGCCCAAGUCUGGCACCAGGCCACUCACCGGAGGUGGAGGUGUGAAGUCCGGACAGGAAGUGGCUGGUACCCUCGUUCACCAUGAUGACUCGUUCUUACCCAUGAGCGCUCGGGGCACUUUGCAGUACCGCAGUCUACCCAGGCCGGGACGCUCCGGAGCCGCAGCGAGGAACGGGAACAGGUCUUCCACCAGCAGCAUCGAAGCAGCCGUGCUCUCUGUGACCAAGAGCUCUGGGCCCCUGGGAAAACUGACCAAUCAGACGGACAGAGAGAAGGGGGCGGAGCCUGCAGCCGGUACGGGUGGAAGGCAGGUGUCCUCGCCGACGUUACGCAGACUGUUUGGAGGAAAGUCCAGUAAACAGACACCGCUCACCAGCGCCGAAAACAUGAAGAAUUCUACGAUCAUCUCCAACCCUCAUGUGUCCAGCGCAGAAGUCCAUCCGGCAGACGGCGAACAGGCCUCCACCCCUGGCUCGGCCUACUCCACUGGUCCCUCUGGCAGCCUGACCUGGGGCACGUCCCUUAGCAGUUCGUCGGGCCCCAGCAGAGAGGGCACUCUGGGACCCGGGGGGAGCGUGGGUAGUGCGGGCUACGCCUCUCUCAGCAGCAUGCACACGAGCAGUGACUCCAUCGACGACACAGCUGCCCUGGGACGCACAGGCAGCAAGGCCGGCGUGAGCGACAGUCCUGUGCCCUCUCCUUCGGCCUCUCCUCUUUUCUCUCGUAACACGUUGCCUCGGAAACAGGAAAGUUCGUUGAGUGGUGGUCGAAACACGCUGCCAAAGAAAGCGCUCAGGUAUGGUCCCGCCCCUUCUAUGCGCUGCUCAGAUGAGGCCCGCGAUUGGCUGAGAUCUCACUCCAUCAGCGGACUGCAGGACUCUAUUGGCUCCUCCCCCUUUUCACCUGGCUCCAGCGUGACCUCGCCCACAGCCACCAGAUUCAACUUUGCCUCCAGUCCCACCUCUGCCACUCAGAUGGCCCUCACUGGCCACAGGACCAACAGUCUGACCCAGGACCCUCUGGAGCAGAGCGAGGCCCGUCUCCGUACCUCCUGUAUGUCUCUGGACGACAAGAACCGCACCAUGAGCCGCUCCGGCUCCUUCAGGGACGGCUUUGAAGAAGCUCACGGCUCGUCUCUGUCUCUGGUGUCCAGCUCGUCCUCCAUCUACUCCACGAACGAGGAGAAGUCUCAGUCGGAGAUCCGAAAACUGCGGCGGGAAUUGGACGCGUCUCAAGAGAAGGUGUCGGCGCUCACCACUCAGCUCAGCGCCAAUGCUCACCUUGUGGCGGCGUUUGAACAGAGUUUAGGAAACAUGACCAUUCGUCUGAAGAGCCUCACCCUCACGGCCGAGCAGAAGGACUCUGAGCUGACGGAGUUGAGGAAAACCAUCGAGUUGUUAAAGAAGCAGAACGCUGUGGCUCAGGCAGCAAUCAACGGAGUCCUCAACACACAAGACGUGAUCGCAAAGGACAAGAGUGCUGGUCAAAAUGGGAGCCCCCAGUCCUCUGACAAGAGCGAGUCCAGAGCUCAGAGCCAGUCCAGUCCAGGUCCAAACCCAAAGCAGAGCUCCACCCCAGACCUGAGGAUCCGCAGGCAGCACUCGUCCGACAGCGUGAGCAGCAUGACCAGCCACUCCAGCAUCGGCUCCAACAUGGACGCCGACGCUCACAACCACAAGAAGAACAAGAAGAACUGGGCCUCGUUCACUGGGGACAAGCUGCGGAGUUCGUUCAAACAGGCCUUCAGUAAAAAGAAGUCUCCUAAAUCGGCCUCGUCGCACUCAGACAUCGAUGAAAUGACCGACUCUCUGCCAGCCUCACCUCAGCUGCCCCACAACGGCUCCACGCCAUCUGGUCACAUGAUCAGGACCGCGCUCUCCAAUUCUCUGCUGUCGGAGUGUCUGGACUCGGAGGCAGAGAUGGUGAUGCAGCUGCGCUCAGAGCUGAGGGAAAAGGAGAUGAAACUCACAGACAUCCGCCUGGAGGCUCUGAGCUCUGCCCACCAGCUGGACCAGCUCCGUGAGGCCAUGAACCGCAUGCAGUCGGAUAUUGAGAAGUUAAAGUUGGAGAACGACCGGCUGCGGCUGGAAAACCAGAGCAGCAGAGCUGGAUCCCAGAGCUCCUCCACUCCCCCAGCACAGACCACCUCUCUGGGUACAGCAGGCUCCACAGCGGGGGGUCACUCCCUCAACCUGACCACCAGCGAGUCCACCAGUCUGGACAUGCUUCUAGACGACACAGGAGAGAGUCAGCGGCGAGAAGGGCGCCAUGUGAAAAUCUACGUAACCCUGGACGACGAGGCACACUGCACAGAGGAGGGAGAAGGACGCAGCUUCCUGAUUGGCUGCAUUGGAGUUAGUGGGAAAACCAAAUGGGACGUCCUGGAUGGAGUGGUCAGAAGACUUUUUAAGCUGUAA
Messenger RNA from Knipowitschia caucasica, 5562 nucleotides. The record is from the annotation of a GenBank genome assembly. NCBI's taxonomy places the organism in Eukaryota, Metazoa, Chordata, Actinopteri, Gobiiformes, Gobiidae.